UUCUCAGGCUGGGUGCAGGAAGAUAGGUCAACACAAGGUACACCAAAGGUAGGAUGCACAGGCGACUAUGAGUGGAUUACACGGGGUGCCCGGAAGGCGGAUGGCUGUGAGUAGAUCCACAUGGCACAGAGUGCACAGAAAUUGUGAGUGGAUCCAUAUGGAGAUCAAGUAGGACAUCAAUACCAGCAGCUGCAGGUCGGAACUGGGCAUUCUCAUGCACUCAUGCUUUCCUAUCAACCUGAAUAAACACCCAGGGGGGUGUGGAUCUGCAUUUCCCCAGGAGCAAAUGGCAGCAAGGAGAGAGGGUCUUCACAUAUGGACACUGCUGAGAGUGCUCCCCAUUUCCCCAACCACUUCCCAGCCCUGGGCUGCCUUGCCCUUGUGGGCGGGGUGAGUAGGCUUGAAGACCAACAGAGGCCUUGGCAACCAGGCACCACUGUCAACAGUCACCACCCUGCAGGAGGCAAGGCAACCAUGGGCACAGGAAGCAUUCCAGCUCCUUGUGGUGUGUAGGGCAGCCCCUGGCCCUAGGAGAGGAGCCCUACCUAGAGCCAUGGAAAAAGUGAGUCUCCUCACCACCCUGGCUCCAGCUCCUUCCCUGAGGUCAGGAGAGGUACAGGUCCCAGGGACUGAGAACGGGAUGGUAGGCGAUCCUGGGGGUGCCCCAGCAUGGGCCGGGAGCCUGCAGGCAGAGCUUUCACCCGCUCUGGAGCUGAGUGAGGAGCAGCGGCUGCAGAUCUCCAAAGAGUUCAUUGACCUUCAGACCAUAAUGCACCACCUGCAGGAGCAGCAUGAGGCUGAAGUCUUCCAGUUGAGGAGGGAGGUCCUUCAGCUAGAGAGUCGGGUGCUGGAGCUGGAGCUGCAUGGAGAUUAUGCCAGCCACAGAGCAACAGCAGAAGCUGGCCUGGGGCACUGCCAAGUACUGGCACCAGAAUUCAGCCACAAAGCUCAGGGACCUGAACCCCGGAAGCACCAGAGACCCCAGGUCACCAUGAACACAUGGAGGGCUGGGUUAGGGGUGCCAGUGAACACCAUGGGGCACAGCAAGGCAGAAACCUGCUCCCUGCUCCUCAAUCGUGUCUUUCUGUCCAUAAUGACACAGCCCAAGGACACCCUGAUUCCUGAGCAAGAGCAAGUGAAACUAGGGAGUAACCUGCCGGGGGUCCAGGAACGCCUGCAGGAAGAUGGGACGUGGGCGCUGGAGCCUCACAGGGCCCCGCAGCAGGCCCUGGAGAAACGAGUGGAAGCACUGGGCCGGCAGCUGCUGAGAACCCAAGAAGAAGCCAGGGUAGCCAGGAAGCGACUGGUCACACAAGCUAUGGCACUAUCCACCUGCCAGGGCCAGCUCUGUCAGGCUGAGGCUGACAAUGCCCGGCUGCAGCUGCGGCUAAAAAGGCUGACGGAAGAGUACGCUGUGCGGCUGCAGCGCUGUGCACAGCAGGCAGUGGAACACGCCUGUGGUUCAGGCCAGGUUUCCCUUCGGACAUUCCUGGAAGCUACUCUGGAGGACAUCAGAACAGCACACCGCAGCCGUGAGCAACAGCUGGCACAGGCCGCCAGGGCCUAUCGCAAGCGCCUGGCAGAUUUAAGUCAUAGGCAUGAGCUGCUGCUGGCCACCUGCAGGGACCUGGCCACUGUGUCCUGGGCCAAGAUCCACCAGAAGCUCCAGGACUUCUCCAGGAACACCCAGGCAGAGUUGGAACAUCAGCAGGCCCAGCUGCUGGUCCGAGCCACGGUGGCUGAAGAGCAGCUUGCUGAGCUACAGGAGUAUGUAGACCAGCAUCUAGGCAGGUAUAGGCAGGAAAUCCUGAAGUUGAGGAAGUUGGUGGGUUCCAAGGACCCCUGGAAUGUACAGGCCAUAUCUCCAACCAGGCCCCAGCUUCCAAGGACACGCAGCCGGUAGCCUGUUUUCCAAGAAGCAGCCAGCACU
Molecule: messenger RNA, 1930 nt
Organism: Perognathus longimembris pacificus (Pacific pocket mouse)
Lineage: Eukaryota; Metazoa; Chordata; Mammalia; Rodentia; Heteromyidae
Gene: Ccdc78
Product: coiled-coil domain containing 78
Exons: 11
Coding region: 554-1903 (449 amino acids)
Cellular component (GO): cytoplasm
Source: RefSeq, a predicted model, not a curated record